CCCUCGAAAAACCAAACUCGUAUAAUCUGUCAAGAUACGAGCAACUGUUCUCGGGAAUGACAUUGUGGAGUAUGAGACGAAACAUUGCCAGAUUUGGAUUCUAUUAGGACUGAUAAGGUCAUUUCAGCUGUAGACGUUGUUGUUCAGUUGUGCUUCAGUGCUGGGGCAAUAGCAUGCCCUUCAUGGAUUCUCAGAGACAGUUACCGGGCCCGCACUUACGGUCACCUGUACUUCAUCAGACAAUGCGUCGAAGUUCGGAUCAGACCGGGAUAUUGCUGAGCGGGGUACAGUUACCACAGUAUCCGCCUCCCCAGGAAAUGUACCCAGGCUGUCACCCUGCCCUGAACCCGGCCCUCAUCAUGCGAUCUGCCCUGCCCCACACAGAAAAGGAUCAGGUUCCCUACCCCACGGGCCUCCACUCCCUCUCCGCAGGGGACGCCGAAGCAGUGUACAGCUGCAUGGACCCAAAACUGUGGGCAGAAUCCAUGUUAAACCCCAUGAUGCUCCCGCCAAUGUUCGACACUUAUUACAGCGGAUUGGAUUUCCAUGCGCCAGGGUAUCGUAAAAACGUUACCAAGGAGACGACGGGACCAUUGAAAGCCUGGCUUCAAGACCAUCGCAAAAACCCGUAUCCAACGAAGGCGGAGAAAAUCAUGCUGGCGAUCAUCACCAAAAUGACCUUGACCCAAGUGUCCACGUGGUUCGCCAAUGCCCGGCGGCGCCUGAAGAAAGAGACUGGGCGAUCCUCCCCUGGGGUGGACGAGGACGGGGACGGGCGAUCAGAGGACGAGAACGAGGGAAGCGAUGCGUCGCGCAGUAAACACGGAAGUGACCAUGAGGAUGAAUGCGAGGAGAUCUCCGUGGAUGACGAUGAGGACCUCGAGGAUUUGGGGCAUCUGCAUGCUCCGAGCGAGGACUCUGUGCCUCGCUUUCGACCCGUUGGUCGUAUGCCUGGUUCAGACAUGAAAACCCCAGGGAGGAUUAGUGGCCAUUUCUGUUCGUCUCGCGUAAUCUCUGGAGAGCAGACACCACCGAGACACGGGUUAGAUUUCAUCAGUGGUAAACAAGGCGAUCAGUGUUCAAAGUCCGCUAAGGCUACAGCGUCAAAUACGACGCCUCUCGCAGAGAAUAUGGAACAAAGAGAAAAGAGAAUGUUACAUCAAGUUUCCGAGUCACAGAUUCGUCCAGUAGAUCUAUCUCAGAGUGCAAGCCCACGUGGUGCUGUAUGUCAAAAACAACAACAACAACAACAACAAUCGUGUCAUUCUGCAGGCUCAGCAAACCGUGGCCAUGGCAAUCGAAUAAACAGUCCACCCACGCCAAAAGCAAAAAUAUGGUCGAUUUCUAAUAUACUUAGUCUGGAAUCGAAAAAUGAGGAUACGUAACAGAUACUGCUUAUAACCACUUUAUAGUAUAGACUUUUGAGUGGUGAGCAAUUUGGUGCAAAGUCCAUGCGGUUUACGGAUGAACAGGAAGUUGGAAAACAUCCUCGGG
This is a messenger RNA of Liolophura sinensis, 1494 nucleotides long. Its product is annotated as iroquois-class homeodomain protein irx-3-like. NCBI's taxonomy places the organism in Eukaryota, Metazoa, Mollusca, Polyplacophora, Chitonida, Chitonidae. Gene Ontology annotation, molecular function: DNA-binding transcription factor activity, RNA polymerase II-specific; RNA polymerase II cis-regulatory region sequence-specific DNA binding. The transcript is spliced from 5 exons. Gene Ontology annotation, cellular component: nucleus. Gene Ontology annotation, biological process: neuron differentiation; regulation of transcription by RNA polymerase II; cell development. The record is from RefSeq and is a predicted model, not a curated record. Bases 174 to 1385 code for a protein of 403 amino acids.